AUGACAGAGAAGAAAUUUAAUUCUAAAAUGCCAUCUGCUUCGGCCUCAGCUGUUAAUAAUAGCAAUAAUAAUAAUAACGCAGCUGCCGCCAAGGCUGAAAGGGAGGAGCGCCUCAGAUCAGCGCUCAAGGCAUUCGUCCUUAAGGAACGACAACGUAAAAAAGAAGAAUAUGAUGCAAAAGAAGAAGAGGAACGUCUGCGAAAGGAGCGUGAUGAACUUGAUCAUCAGAAUGAUGUCUCACUUGAAGAUACACGUGACAAAAUUGCCAAACUUGACCAACAAAUUAAGGAUUUGCAUAAUCAGAAGCAGCAGUUAUUUUUACAGUUAAAGAAAGUAUUAAACGAAGAUGAAAACCGUAAAAAACAACAAAAAGAUAACGAAUUAUUCGCAAUGCAAGCUUUGCAAGCACAACAAGUAAAUGUUGCACCGCUGCCACCACAAGUUUUUAUACCACCCGUUCGUAUGCAGCACCACCCAAUACCCAUUAUACCCAAGCCUGUAGCAAAUCAACCGGUCAAACGAACGCGAAGUCCAUCACCUCCGUCGCACCAAACUUACUAUAAAAAUGCGGCCUAUCCUCAACCGAAAAUCGAUGAUGGUCGUCGUGGCGCUGAAUAUUCCCGAGUUGCAUGGAGUAGUAAGAAUUUAUUUUAUUUCAAUAAUUUUUUUUUAACUAAAAAUUUUUCCGUAAAAUAUUUAGAACCACCUGCACAGUAUCAAGGACCCGGUGCAUUAUUCUAUCCCGCAACCGGUAAUGCACCACCACCACAACCAGAUGGACGCGGUCCAGCUAUAAUAUAUCCAUAUGGCCUACCAAUACGACAGGGCUUCCACCUAGAUCUGCAGUCAGCACCCUCUGCACCUGUGUCAAAAUCAGAUCAGGCACCAUCGAAACCAGCACAAGUCUAUCAUAUUAGUUUGGAUGCACCACCCAUAUCACAAUCUGGGCCAGUUUCAUCUGUACCGCCAGGUGUGCAAUCGCAAAAACCACAAGUUACAAUGGAGAAAAUCAAUGAUCGUUAUCAUCCUGAUGUUAAGCACGACGGACCACCAAGCCAUGGACCACCGCAUCAAUUGCCAGAGGGUGUUGUGUACACACCAAUGAUGCCUGGCAUGACGCUUCAUCCCAACAUUAUGCAAAUUAGUAGCAAUCCAGGGCAGAAUCCCAAAUCAGGGUCAAGUAUAACCCAGGGCUAUGCAACUGGCCGUGGUGCUGCUGCCGCACACGAGCAUAUGGCGCGUCAACCGCAAAUAAUGCAAGGCCAACCGGGACAGCCACCACAACAACAAAUAAAUUAUACCAGACGUAUGUACUAAAUGGAAAAUGAUACGCUUAAAAUAAGUAAAUCUUAGUUAUGCAUAAGUGUACAAGUAAAUGUAACAAUUUUUACAAUAUUCAAAAGAUUAUUUGAAACACAAGAUGAAUAAAAAUACAUAUGUAUGAGUACAUAUACAUAAGCUUGCAAAAAUGAA
Bactrocera tryoni is the source of this 1473-nucleotide messenger RNA. RefSeq names its product programmed cell death 6-interacting protein. The transcript has 5 exons. The record is from RefSeq and is a predicted model, not a curated record. Gene Ontology annotation, molecular function: transcription coregulator activity. Gene Ontology annotation, cellular component: transcription regulator complex. NCBI's taxonomy places the organism in Eukaryota, Metazoa, Arthropoda, Insecta, Diptera, Tephritidae. Gene Ontology annotation, biological process: regulation of transcription by RNA polymerase II. The coding region runs from base 1 to 1317 and encodes 438 amino acids.